This is a messenger RNA of Nematocida minor, 492 nucleotides long. RefSeq lists its product as uncharacterized. The transcript has a single exon. The coding region runs from base 1 to 492 and encodes 163 amino acids. The record is from RefSeq and is a predicted model, not a curated record. NCBI's taxonomy places the organism in Eukaryota, Fungi, Microsporidia.
AUGCUUAUUACAGUGGAGAGACACGAAGACUUUGAGGGAAUGCUUCUAAUUAGAGGUCUUUCCAAGGGAUCUUCUACAUACAUAGGAACCAUUCGGCUGUAUACCAUAGGAAACAAGACAGCAAUAACAUACACAUCGGAUGUCUUAGGAAGCAACCAUGUCUUUAUAUACCACAAGAAAGAGGCAGAGUAUGGCCAAAAGAGCGCAGAGAUACUGCACAUGCAGCUGGACAGCCAGAUACUAGACCCAAUACUGAAAGAGUCAAAUGUCCCAAAAGAGUACAAAGUAAGGGCAUCAGCUCUGAUGAACGGCGAAAUAGAAGUAAAACUUAUGCACAUCGAGUCAGGAGAUAUAAAGGUACUAUCAGCAGUAGAAGGCCUAGACCACGCAGUGGAUAUCUUCGAAGACAUUCCCGUAGAAGUAAAGCCAUCAACAGCGCUCUCAUCAGAAGAAACCCUUGUCCAUCUUUUCAUGGACACUUUGCUGACAUAA